GUUCAUGAUGUCCUCCUCCACGCAUUUGGAUCACUGAAAUCUGGUGUUUGUGAUCGUCCUGAGCCUCUCCUCUUGCAGCCAUGACCAAGUCCAAGGAAGAGACCCCGAGCGAGGAGGCCGAGGGUCCAGAUGGAGGAGUCUGGGCCUGGGUGAUGGUGGGCGCCCUGUUUGUCUCCUCAGGCUUCGUGUUUGGUCUGAUGCGCAGCUUGGGCGUCUUCUUUGUAGAAUUUGUCCAGUACUUUGAAGAGAGCGCUCAGGCCAUCUCCUGGAUCACCUCCAUAGCGGUGGCAGCACAGCAGUUCUUCAGUCCGAUGGGCGCAGCGCUGUGUAACGCGUAUGAUGCCAGGAUAGUGGUGAUGACGGGGGGCUGUCUUGCUGGACUUGGCUUCAUACUCGCCUCGCAGGCCACCUGUCUCGCCCACCUCUAUCUCACCAUGGGUGUCAUUACAGGUUUGGGCUGGGGCCUCGUCUUCACUCCUAUGGUGGUCUCAGUCAUGGGUUACUUCACUCGGCGGAGCGCCUUGGCUCUGGGUUUGGGCUUCUCAAGCAUUGGCCUCUCAUCCUUUAUAUUCAACCCCCUCUUCCAGCUGCUUGUGGAGAAGUACGCCUGGCGAGGGGCCCUGCUCAUCAUGGGGGGCCUCAGCCUCAACAUCGUGCCCUGUGGGGCUCUCAUCCGCCGCCAAAAGCAAUCAAAGGCCCCAGCAAAGGUGGACUCAGACGGUCGGUCAUGUUCUGCCAGGCUGCAGCGGAUCUACCGCUACCUGGAGCUGUCGGUGUUCGUGGAAAGGCCCUUCCUCACCUUCUGCGCGGCCAUCACUCUCUUUAAUGCUGGCUACUUUGUGCCGUAUGUCCACCUGGUGGCCCUCAGCCGCCAUGUGGGUUUCUCAGAGUACCAAGCUGCCUUCAUCAUGUCCGUCACCGGUGCCACUGACAUUUUGGGCCGCGUGGUGUCGGGCUGGUCCGCGGCCCGGGGAUGCAUGCGGAUGGUCCACAUUCUGAUCUUGUGGACGAGCCUGACAGGUGUUUUCAUUAUUCUGCUGCCCCUGAGCUCCAUGUCGGGCUCCUACCCUGUCCUGCUGACGGUCAGCCUCCUCUAUGGCUUCUGUGGCGGUGCCUUGACCUCGGUGGUCUUUCCGGUGGUGCCUCAGAUUGUGGGGGUGGAGCGCAUGAUGGGAGCGUCUGGGCUAGUGCAGCUCAUCGAGAGCAUCGGUGGACUGUUGGGGGCACCGCUGUCAGGAUUUCUCAAGGAUGUCACAGGCAACUACCUCGCCUCCUUUGUGGUAGCGGGCAGCUUCCUCCUCCUGGGCUGCCUCAUUCUGACAACACUGCCUCGCUUCUUCCAAUGCAGAGACCCCCCCCCCUCCUCAGAGACCUUCCUUGGAUGAGAAAAAAAACAAUCUGCAACGAGAGUGUGAACUGAUGAAUAAUUCUCCCUCCAACACAGAUAAAGGAAAUCACCCAGAGAUGCUCUCUGACUCGGGUGCGGUGGCCUGAGAACUGAGUCAAAGAGCAGGCCCGGAGGGUGAGAGGCCUGCUCUUACUCACCAACCAGCAGUUCUGGAUGACACCAAAAAAUGCUGCCUGAUUACAUUUCAUUACAGUCUGCAGCACAUUUCAUUUAUAUAGCAGCACAUUUAUAUAUAAAUUUGUA
This is a messenger RNA of Myripristis murdjan (pinecone soldierfish), 1651 nucleotides long. RefSeq names its product solute carrier family 16 member 13 (gene slc16a13). The transcript is spliced from 7 exons. Gene Ontology annotation, molecular function: monocarboxylic acid transmembrane transporter activity. Bases 81 to 1385 code for a protein of 434 amino acids. Gene Ontology annotation, biological process: monocarboxylic acid transport; transmembrane transport. Lineage: Eukaryota; Metazoa; Chordata; Actinopteri; Holocentriformes; Holocentridae. The record is from RefSeq and is a predicted model, not a curated record.